UUGUUGCCAAGUUACCAAAAUUUGGACUUAUAAGUGAUUUGUUUAGUGUUUCACAGUCAGAUGAGCCAUGGAACUUAUUAGCUGCUUAAUAUUUCACAUUGAAAAUAGGGGAAAUCGCUAGGUAAGCACAUAUCAAAAUUCUCCAUUCUAGAACAUAGCAGCAGUCAAAGAAAGCAAUCUCGGUGCAUGUGAGCUGAUGUAAUGAGAAUGGCUUUCUUCUCUUCAGGAAAGCAACACACGUCCAAGAGCAGCCACUUGGAACGCCCACAGACGUCCUCAUGCUCACAAUAAUUCCCUUUGCCGCCAUUUGUUUUUCCGUGGCACCUCCUCAUCCCCUCCACGUUUCACGCCAUGGAUCCCUCACCGCCUCUCUUUCCUUUAAUCUCCCAAUCAAACGUCUUCCCCCUCGUCUUUUCCUCGUCAUUGAUAGGCAAUGAGGCUCUACGUGUACGUCCUGGAAGCUCGGGGCUUUCCUGCCGUGAAGGCCUCCGAUGGUGUCUACACGAAGCUGCAGGUUGGGAAGCACAAGACGAGGACCAGGACGGUGAAGAAUGGCACCGACCAAGUGGCAUGGAACGAGGAGUUUGUGUUCCGGUUGGAGGAUGAGAAUGCUGAUGUGGAGCUCGAGGUUAAUGCUGUUGGUGGAGAGCUUCUUGGGACCGUCCAGGUUCCUCUCCGCUUGGUUCUGGAUGAUGGUGCCUGGGCAUUGCCGCCUACUUGGUUUCCCCUUCGAUCCAACCAUGCUGGGGGUUCCAAAUCCCCAGGAAAAAUACUACUGACCAUAUCAGUGUGUGGCUGGUCUAAUGGUCAUAAGGCUUCUUCUCCCAAAGGCUUUUUUCACAACACCAGUGUGCAGGAGCAGACAGACGGAGUGGUUAGAGCUUCCAACAUUCAUGCCGAGAUAGACACCAUGGGAACCAUGGGCAUUGAUAGACCCAAAUUUGCUUCUGAACAAACACAGAUUGCACAAACUCUUGAUAGUUCUUUGGUUCAAAGUUUUUCCCAAAAAAAUGAAGAAAACCCUAGAGCAAGUUCAAGCAAUAGUGAUCCACUAGUUCCUUCUGCUACUUUUGAGAAAGCACUUAAUGCCAUGCAAUCUGAAGAUGAAACUGAAAUGCCUGAUAAUCUUCAAGGUGGUAUUCUUCUUGAACAAACAUAUAUUGUAGAUUCUAAAGACUUGAACCUGUAUCUUUUUGGACCCGAUUCACACUUCAAGAGAGAUUUGGCAGAAUUAGAGGGCAUAACAGAUUUCCAGGAGGGGCCUUGGACAUGGACAUGCGCAGAACGAACUUGUUUAAGAAGAACAUUGACUUACACAAAAGCUAGUAAACUUGUUAAAGCUGUGAAAGCAAGAGAAGAACAAACAUACGUCAAAGCAGAUGGAAGAAGCUUUGCAGUAUCAACCUGCGUGGUUACACCAGAUGUACCAUGUGGUAACUGUUUCGAGGUUGAUUUGCUCUACAAGAUCAUGCCUGCCACACCAUUAUCAUCAGGUGAACCAUUGUCUCAUCUAGUAAUAUCCUGGAAUGUAAAUUUUCACCAGAGCACUCUAAUGAAGGGCAUGAUUGAGAGUAAUGCUCGUCAGGGACUCAAGGAGAGCUAUGAGAAAUUUGCUGAUUUGCUUGCCCAAAAUAUCAAGCCUGUGGAUUCUGCAGAGCUUACAUUGGACAAGGAGCGCUUGUUGGCUCCAUUGCAGCUAGAUCACCGGUCGGAUUGGGAGCUGGCUAGGGAAUAUUUUGUUAAUUUCACUCUACUUUCUUUCCUUUUCAUGGCUCUCUAUGUUCUUCUGCACAUUCUCUUAUCAAAGCUUGGUAGAGUGGGAGGACUGGAGUUUAAUGGUCUUGACUUGCCAGACUCUUUUGGAGAGUUGAUUACAUGUGGUAUCUUGGUUCUUCAGGGAGUGCGUGUCUACAAUAUGAUGUCACAUUUUGUACAGGCAAGACUUCAGAGAGGUAGUGAUCAUGGGGUCAAAGCACAAGGUGAUGGUUGGCUUCUGACUGUAGCGUUGAUAGAAGGAAGUAACUUGAUGUCAGUGGCUUCAAAUGAACUUGCGGAUCCCUACGUCGUCUUCAGCUGCAAUGGCAAAACCAGAACAAGUUCAGUUCAACUUCAGACACGUGAUCCUCAAUGGAAUGAGGUAUUGGAGUUUGAUGCGAUGCCCGAGCCACCAUCUGUUUUAGAUUUAGAAGUUUUGGAUUUUGAUGGCCCAUUUGGUUUAGCAGUCCCCCUUGGCCAUGUGGAGAUCAAUUUUCUGAAGCAUACCUCUGAAGAAUUAGCUGAUAUCUGGAUUCCUCUUGAUGGAAAACUUGCUCAAACAUCUCAGAGCCAGCUGCAUUUGAGAAUUUUCCUAGAAAAUACGAAAGGAGAUGAAACCAUUAGAGAAUAUCUUAGAAAGAUGGAGAAGGAAGUGGGGAAGAAGAUAAAUCUUCAGUCACCUCACAAGAAUGCAACAUUUCAAAAGAUCUUUGUGUUGCCACCAGAAGAAUUUCUCAUCAAUGAUUUCUCCUGUUACUUGAAGAGAAAAUUGCCAUUGCAGGGAAGGCUUUUCCUUUCAGCUAGAAUUGUAGCAUUUUAUGCUAAUUUUUUUGGUCAUAAAACCAAAUUUUUCUUUCUCUGGGAAGACAUUGAAGAUAUUAAAAUGAUGCCCCCAUCCUUGGCAACAGUAGGCAGUCCAGCCCUAUUAUUUGUUCUGAAGAUUGGUCGAGGCCAUGAUGCUAGGCUUGGUUCUAAGUCUUGCGAUGAAGAAGGAAGGUUGAAAUUUCAAUUUCAAUCAUUUGCGUCCUUUGGUAAAGCAAGCAGGACAAUCAUGGCUUUAUGGAGGGCCAGAACCUUGACAUUUGAGCAGCAAGCAAAGCUAGAGGAAGACCAUCUUUUUCGUGGUGAUAAGUCACCCCAAAUUGAGAAUAUGGACUCUGUUUCUUGCGGUGAAGAUAAUAAGCUUUCGAAGUGCUUUCAAACAGAUGUUCCUUUACAAAUCACGUUACUCAUGAAAAUAUUUGAUGGUGGGCAUAUAGAAAAGAAAAUAAUGGAGAAAGUUGGAUGCGUUGGUUAUUCAGUUACACAAUGGGAAUCUGCAGGACCUGAUUCCCAUGAAAGGCAUAUUAAUUAUAAGUUCAACCACAUUAUGUCGAUAUUCGGUGGUGAAGUGGAUAGCAUGCAGAAGAGGACUCCUACUCCAGAUUGUAAUGGUUGGAGCAUCGAAGAAGUUAUGACUCUCCAUAAUGUGCCAUUUUCAGAACAUUUUCAUAUCCACUUGAGAUACCAAAUUUGGACCGUGGCAGCAGAGGAUGCCAUUGCGAAAGUAUCUGUUGGUGUCUUAUGGACGAAGAAGAACAAAUUCCAUAAACGGAUCACCAAGAAUAUAUGUGAUAAAUUAUGUCAUAGGUCUCAAGAAAUUUUUGAAGUUGCUGAGGAUGAAUUACUUUCUGCAAAAGCUCAGGAGCAUGUGACCUAGAACCAGAGGUAUCUUACAGCUUAUUGGUUCCAUUAAUGUUCUAGAAUUUGCGUGUGAAAAUCCAUUCAAAUACAAGUGUAGGCAUAGUUGCUGCAACUAAAGUUGUUCCAUUAGUUAGUAUUAUUCAUCAUGUGUCAUUUGUCAAA
Molecule: messenger RNA, 3600 nt
Organism: Dioscorea cayenensis subsp. rotundata (Guinea yam)
Lineage: Eukaryota; Viridiplantae; Streptophyta; Magnoliopsida; Dioscoreales; Dioscoreaceae
Product: C2 and GRAM domain-containing protein At5g50170
Source: RefSeq, a predicted model, not a curated record